Molecule: messenger RNA, 2956 nt
Organism: Contarinia nasturtii (swede midge)
Lineage: Eukaryota; Metazoa; Arthropoda; Insecta; Diptera; Cecidomyiidae
Gene: Rop
Product: protein ROP
Exons: 11
Coding region: 1-1791 (596 amino acids)
Biological process (GO): vesicle-mediated transport; neurotransmitter secretion; intracellular protein transport
Cellular component (GO): plasma membrane; secretory granule
Molecular function (GO): syntaxin binding
Source: RefSeq, a predicted model, not a curated record
AUGGCGUUGAAAGUACAAGUUGGUCAAAAGAUUAUGAACGAAGUCAUUCGUUACAAGCCACCAAAAAGCGGCACCGCUGCUGCCAAAGGUGGCGGAGUUGAAUGGCGUAUUCUUGUGGUUGAUAAGCUGGCUAUGCGCAUGGUAUCGGCUUGCUGUAAAAUGCACGAUAUCAGCGCUGAGGGAGUCACGCUGGUCGAAGACAUAAAUAAGAAGCGUGAACCGCUUGCAACAAUGGAAGCGGUUUACUUGAUGACACCAUCGGAAGAAUCAGUGCGUUCACUAAUUAAAGAUUUUGAUAAUCCCAAUCGACCUCUUUACAAAGCCGCCCAUGUUUUCUUCACCGAAGCCGCACCAGACAGAAUAAUGGAAAUGAUAGCCAAUUCAAGAUUAUUUAAAUUAAAAUUUCUAAAAAGAUGCGAAGAAAUUAAUGUCGCAUUUAUUCCAUAUGAACAACAGGUAUUUUCACUGGACUCGCCCGACACUUUCCAAUGUUUGUACUCGCCAAGUUUGCAGGGUGCACGUUUAGCACAAAUGGAACGGAUUGCUGAACAAGUGGCCACACUGUGUGCUACAUUGGGCGAAUAUCCAUCGGUUCGAUAUCGGCUUGACUGGGAUCGAAAUGUUGAAUUGGCACAACUAAUCCAACAAAAAUUGGAUGCAUACAAAGCCGAUGAGCCAACGAUGGGUGAAGGUCCAGAAAAGGCUCGUUCACAACUCAUAAUCUUGGAUCGUGGCUUCGAUUGUAUCUCGCCAUUGUUGCACGAACUUACGCUACAAGCUAUGGCUUACGAUCUCUUGCCAAUCGUCAACGAUGUUUACAAGUAUAUGCCAUCGCCGAAUGCAGCUGAUAAAGAAGUACUACUGGAUGAGAAUGAUGAAUUAUGGGUUGAAUUACGUCAUCAACAUAUUGCCGUGGUCAGUACAGCGGUUACACAAAAUUUGAAAAAGUUCACCGAAUCAAAGCGUAUGACACAAGGCGACAAACAGUCAAUGCGUGAUCUAUCGCAAAUGAUCAAAAAGAUGCCACAAUAUCAAAAAGAACUAUCAAAAUAUGCAACCCAUUUACAUUUAGCCGAAGAUUGUAUGAAAUCCUACCAAGGCUAUGUGGACAAAUUGUGCAAAGUGGAACAGGACCUGGCAAUGGGCACAGAUGCUGAAGGUGAAAAGAUUAAAGAUCACAUGAAGAAUAUUGUUCCAAUUCUAUUAGAUGGAAGCAUUUCAAACUAUGACAAGAUUCGCAUCAUCGCUCUCUACUGUAUGGUUAAGAACGGUAUUUCAGAGGAGAAUCUCCGGAAAUUGUUCACACAUGCUCAAAUUGCCGAAAAAGACCAAGACAUGGUGCGAAACUUGAGUUUUCUUGGAGUGAACACCAUUGCAGAUGGCAAUCGAAAGAAAACAUAUAAUGUACCACGUAAGGAGCGCAUAACCGAGCACACGUACCAGAUGUCACGUUGGACGCCAGUUGUAAAAGAUAUCAUUGAAGACAGCAUAGACGAUAAAUUGGAUCAGCGACACUUUCCAUUUUUGGCGGGUCGUGCACAAAGCAGCACAUACCAUGCACCAACCAGCGCACGUUACGGUCAUUGGCACAAAGAUAAAGCGCAAACUGCAAUCAAAAAUGUACCACGUCUCAUUGUAUUCAUUGUGGGUGGUAUGAGUUAUUCGGAAAUGCGUUGCGCAUACGAAGUGACUGCUGCCAAUAAAAAUUGGGAAAUCAUUAUCGGCUCAUCACACAUUCUAACACCAGAAAACUUUUUGGGAGACCUUGCAGUACUAGCCAAAGAUGACUAGAUGCACCAGAAACAUUAAAUAAAGAAGACUAAAUUAUUUUUUUUCUGUUUUCAAAUCAAACACUUACAACAAGGAAAGAACAAAAUUAAGAGAAUGUUGUGUAAGCAGUCACACUUUGGCCGAGAUGAAUGACAUCUAUUUCGCCAACAAAUUAUCGCAAACAUUGAUAUUCAAACUAAUAUAAAGUGUUGCGAACUGUUCAAUUAGAUAUUUCAUUUUAUGUAAAACAUGCCACACUGAUACAUAGCCUAUCAAUGAUCUUUAAACGGCUUUACACUGAAACAACACAAAAUGUUCAACUCUUUGUAUUUAUAUUACCACCUUGAAACAAUAGAAUUUUGACAACAUCACACACACAUUUUUUGAGAUCGAACACUUGAACGUUGAGUACAUAUUGCAGACCAUUCAUCCCAAAAUCUUUUUCGAAUCAAUUUGUUUCUAUUAGAAUAUUCAGUAAUAUAAAACAAAAAUAAUGACAACAAAAAAAACUGUAAGAAAUUAUAAUUAUGUAUGCCUUGAUUUAUGGUGAUAAAGUAUUAUUAUUAUUAUUAUUAUAUAAAAUGAAAGAGGAUUUUUUUUUCGUCUUGGCAAAAUUACCAAAGUCAAAAGAAAGAAAAAAUCAUCUAGAAAAAAACAUAGAGUAUGCUUCUAUAUAUUUAAAUUAAUAAAUUCAUUAUAUAUUAAUUAAAUUAUUAUAACACAAUUAAAGAGGGAAGAAAGGAAGGAACGAAAUGAGAGGAGAGCAAAACAAAUGUGAAUUAUAAAUUGUUAAUCGUUUUCGAAGAGAGAAUGAGGAUAACGUGUAUUUUUUGAAUUCUUCACCUUCUAAUUGCUCGCUUUGAAGGCAUUAUAACGUUAAUUGAAAUCAUAUUACCUAAAGUUCAGCAAACAUGCAUUUACUGAAAUUUGAAAGAAAAUUUGACGAGAAAAAAAAAUACCAAAUACUGUGAUUAGUUACUGAGUUAUUGUUGUUUAUUUCUUUUUUCUCUGUUUCCCCCUUCUCAAACAACAAACAAAAGGAAUAUAUCGCCGUAGGCUUUCUUGAGCCUUGACCAGCAAUUCUGGCUAAAUUUUUGCCAAAACCAAAAUUAAAAACAAAUAUCAUUCAAUAUAUUGAAAUCGGACGAAUAGCGAUAAUAAUAAAUUUUUAAAACGAUAAACUGAA